Aureobasidium melanogenum CBS 110374 is the source of this 765-nucleotide messenger RNA. RefSeq lists its product as uncharacterized. The annotation marks the transcript as partial. The record is from RefSeq and is a predicted model, not a curated record. The transcript has 3 exons. NCBI's taxonomy places the organism in Eukaryota, Fungi, Ascomycota, Dothideomycetes, Dothideales, Saccotheciaceae.
AUUUGGCAACCUCCUCCCGGGGCAUCUUGGCAGAUUGUACUGAGUAAGCCCGUUGACGCUACAAAUGCUCUAUCGCCUGCUCUUUCGGUCUAUGAUAUUGACAUGUAUGGCAAUACUGCUUUGACUAUCCAGCAGAUGCACUCUCAAGGCAUUAAGGUCAUCUGCUACUUUUCAGCUGGCAGUUGGGAAACCUACAGACCAGACGCUGGGUUGUUCGCACCCCAAGAUAUUGGAACUAAUCUCAAUGGCUGGCCGGGUGAGAGAUGGCUAAAUACCCAAAGCAAAAGCGUACGGGAUAUCAUGGCAAACAGGAUCAAAUUGGCAGCGGAAAAAGGUUGCGAUGCUGUUGAUCCAGACAACAUAGACGGCUUUGAGACAAACACUGGCUUCCCUCUUACCCCAAGCACGGCUCUCGACUACCUCACCUUUCUCUCUUUGACCGCUGCAUCCUAUAACAUGGCUACCGGUCUCAAGAACGCCGGCACGAUCGCCAAAAACGCUACCUGCCUGGUCGAAUUUGCCAUUAUAGAAUCUUGCAAGUCUUUCUCCAUUCCUUCCUGCGAGUGCAGCAUCUACCAAAACUUCAUCGCAGCCGGCAAACCAGUUUUCCAGAUCGAAUACCCGCUUGGAGCUCCGGGUUAUGUGUCUUCGCAAGCAUUGGCAAGAAGCUGCAAAACCAAUGGAAACGUUGGGUACUCGGAGAUUAUCAAAGGCAAGGACUUGGGUGGAUGGGUUGAAUUAUGUGACGGAACCGUGUUUAACACU